This is a messenger RNA of Psylliodes chrysocephalus, 459 nucleotides long. The record is from the annotation of a GenBank genome assembly. NCBI's taxonomy places the organism in Eukaryota, Metazoa, Arthropoda, Insecta, Coleoptera, Chrysomelidae.
AUGAAGACUAAACGAAAUUUUGGGAUGGGAGUACGAAAACGGAAACGAGGAGAUGUUUCAUUCAGACGAGGAAUCGUUCAGAAGAUUACAAAGGCGUUGAAGCCAGCACCUACGUUAAAAAAGGCUGCGGUUAAUGCGUUGAAAGCAGCCAAACUUGUAGUAAAAAAAGCAGGUGGUAAAAAACGUGUUAGACUACCGCGAAUAAUACCAUUUGAUCAUAAAUCCGGAGGUAUAUUACCACUACUUCCAAUUCUCGCUGCUUUAGGAUCACUCGGUGCUCUCGCUGGUGGUGCAAGCGCUGUAGCGAAAACAGUUAUUGAUACUAAGACUGCCCAAAAGAAACUAGAAGAGGAUCGUCGACACAACAAAGCUAUGGAAUCUAUAGGCAAAGGAUUGUACUUGAAAAGAAACGCCAAAGGAGGAUUUGGUCUCUUUUUAAAAAGACAAAAAAACUUUUAA